Messenger RNA from Exophiala bonariae, 1383 nucleotides. RefSeq lists its product as uncharacterized. NCBI's taxonomy places the organism in Eukaryota, Fungi, Ascomycota, Eurotiomycetes, Chaetothyriales, Herpotrichiellaceae. Bases 1 to 1383 code for a protein of 460 amino acids. The transcript is spliced from 2 exons. The record is from RefSeq and is a predicted model, not a curated record.
AUGGCGCCUUCAAGGUUUGACAACGGUACCGUUGGUACAAAUUACUCGAGCAUUCACUCUGCCGAUGCCUUCGUCAACACUUAUCAGAAGGUGUUGUACACGCCAGGAUCAGCCUCCCCACCUCUCGACCGCGCUCAGAAAAAGUCAACACGCUUUAGCAGAGCUACUUCUAUCAGAUCCCAGAAUAACAGCCAGUCAUUCAUACUUCCACAGAACAUUCCCAAUACUUCUCAAAUUGUCGCAGACCAAGGAUCCCUACCAGACGUCCGGGUUCAUUAUACCGUUCCAGCCGAUGAGAAACAAAUAGUUGCUUCUCUCCGAACUCUUCAACGCGACUUGAACGAGGCCAUUCAGACCAUCAACUCGUUGACUCGAGAACGAGAUGAUGCACUGCUGGAAUUGAGAAUGCUCCGAGCAUCGUCUAAGAAACAAACCACUCAGACCAAGAAGACGACGCGUGUCUCUUCUCACGAGCAAGAAGAAGAGUUGUUUGACUUGAGUCGGUCGAUAGAAUCCCCAGAGAGAUCACCAGCCAGGAGAGUCCCAAGCAAGCGGUUUGGCGACCCGAAGCAGAAUGCGAAGACAACAGUCUCAGAUGAUGCUCGGGUGUUGUCACCUGUGCAUAGCCAUGCGCCAAUUUCCCCGAGCCCGAACAAACGCCACGCCAGCGCCCCUGCCGGUAGUGCUCACCACAGAUCGCAACCGAACAAAAAGUCUGCUGUUAAUGACACAGAGCAGAGCGUCCUGGAAGGAGAUCCAACUGCAGCUUCCAAUACUUCUCGCCGCCGACGACAUCUGGACCUGGACGAGAACAUGACAUCCGCCUACAUCAUCCCAGAUAUCACCAUGAGUCAAGGGCAAGCACAGCCACAAGCACAAACGAACGGUGUGUCUAGAGGAGCACAAGAUGUUCUGCAUCGCCAUGACAGCGAGCACAUUCAAAGCUGCGAGGUUUGUCAGCGUCUCACGGGCUCGAAGAAGACCAAGCACGUUACACAUGCCAGCCUUAAAUCGACCCACUUCAGUUCAAACACAAACAAGCAAACUUCCAAAGUGGCCAAAGAGCAAGAUUUCACCGCACAAAUUACGCAGCUAAUGAAAUCCGCAAUGCUUGACGACCCCACUAUCCGACCCAAGAUUGCUCCAUGGCAUGCUCUCGCUAAUGUCAAGAAGCUGUUGACCGACCAAUUCGAAGAGGCCAAGCGCAAGCAUGGCAUCGCUUGGAAGACUUACGACGGCAUUGAUGCUCCGCUUAGUAGCAAGCGACAUGCAGCUGUCAGUGAGGAACUUUUCUAUUGGUCGCGGAAAAUGGAGGAGUGCAGAGUCAACCUGGACCAAUUGCGAGAUGUCGAGGAAGGUAUGAGAGGUGAUGAUGAAGAUUGA